Molecule: messenger RNA, 1179 nt
Organism: Notechis scutatus (mainland tiger snake)
Lineage: Eukaryota; Metazoa; Chordata; Lepidosauria; Squamata; Elapidae
Source: RefSeq, a predicted model, not a curated record
AAAUUCACACCUCAUGAGACACCAGAGGAUUCACACAGGAAAUAAACCCUUUGAAUAUCCUGAUUGUAGGAAAAGUUUCAGUCAGAAUUCCAGCCUGAUGAAACACCAGAGGACUCAGACAGGAGAGAAACACUUUGAAUGUCCUGAUUGUGGGAAAAGUUUCAGUCACAGUUCCCACCUUGUUGCACACCAGAGGACUCAUACAGGAGUGAAACCUUUUGAAUGUCCUGAGUGUGGGAAAAAUUUCAGUCAGAGUUCCAGCCUGGUGAGACACCAGAGGACUCACACAGGAGAGAAACCAUACGAGUGUCCAGACUGUGGGAAAGAUUUCAGUAUUAGGUCUAACCUUAUAAAUCAUGUGCUUAUACACAUAGGGGAGAAACCAUUUAAGUGCCCCAACUGUGAACGGUGCUUCAGGAAACAGUCCACCCUAAUUGCACACAAGAAAAUCCACCUGAAGCCAAAAGUGAUGAGUAUAGAGAAGGGUUGAAUUCCAUUUCUAAUGUCCCAUUGUAAGUUCAGCUGAGAAAUUGACUAAUUUGACUACAAAGAAUUUGCCCAAUUUCUUGAAGUCAAAUAUGUCAUGGUAUUAGACAGGAAGGAGGAAAUUUAAAAAUGGAACAUAUUAGUUUGAUAAUGGCUGUCUGGCCAUCAAUAGCAGAAGUUGCUGGAUAUUUAUUUUUGCAGAAAUUAUGCAAUUCAGUAAAAAAAUCUUUCUGGGAGCGUUCUUUGCAUUUUUAUCAUGCCAUGUGCAGAGUCCCAGCUCCCCCCUACCUGUGUGUCCUUGAGCUUUUCCUCCCCAGAAUUCCACAGGCAGCAUGUCUUCAGGAUAGGAACACUCGGACUAGUUAGAGAUUGUGGCUCCUCAUAUAAGGAGAAAGCAGAUGGUACAGUAGAUAAUGUUUUAUUUCUAAAAUAGCAUUGCAUAAAAAUAAUAACUUUUGAGAAAGAAAAAAAAGAAACUGUCAGCAUUUCUGUAAACAUCGGGUCUAGGUCAUUGAAAACCUCUUUUCCCAACACCUGUGAGAUGUUUCCUGUUCUUUCAAUUCUAUCCCAAGGCUCCUUAAUGUUUUUCAAAAGUGCCUUCAAAUAAAAAGAGGAACAUUCUUCGUAGCAGCAGAAGUGAUAUUUUCGCUAUGCAGGUGACUGAUCCUGAUUUUGCUUGGAUUAGAAGACACC